GAAAAAAAUCAGAUCAAUGCAUCGGACUCCCAACCCGGUCCCCGCGACCCGACCACCUGAGUCGGCGACUUGCUGGAAUCCUCCGUCCGGCUAAGCCUACUGGAGAACAGGCUAAGCCUUUCCCACCUACAUACAUUUCCUCUUACUAAACUGACAGGUACUACUCACGUGGCUGGGCCCAAACAACCCGAGCACUCCAAACUCGGAGCAUGGAAGACGUUCUCACUCUGUUCCCUGUUUUAUUUGUUUGCGGCAAAUCCGGACGAUUGUUCUGACUUCUUUCUGACUUCAAUAAUUCUCUAUCUCUCUCAUGGUUAACUAUUUCGCUUUCCUCAUUCAUGAAUCUCAUAUCCUCUAAUGCAAUCAAAGAUCUUUCUGCUCUCACGUCUUUCUAUAGCCGAAACUUCCCGGAGAGCAAAGGUACACUAUAUUUUCUUCCGGAGCCUGGCUCUCUGAUCCUGUAAUUUCUUAAGUAAUACAAGUUGAGAUAUAGAAGAAGAUGUUCAAUCUCCUGCAUCAACUGGAGCUGAAACUAAAUGGAAACUUCUCAAGCUUGUUGCAACAUUCUUCCUUAAAAUUAGUACUUCUGGCCAUUUUCCUCAUCCUCUUAUUUAGAUGGCUUUUCAACUUCAUAAAUUCAGCCACCCCCACAAACAGAUCACCACCUUCUCCACCAAAGCUGCCUGUGAUUGGAAACCUUCAUCAACUAGGCUUGCACGUUCAUCGUUCACUUCAGUCCUUAGCUCAACAACAUGGGCCCCUCAUGCUGCUGCACUUCGGUAGCGUGCCAGUCCUUGUGGUCUCGUCGGCUGAGGCUGCCCGUGAGAUCAUGAAGACCCAUGAUGGCACAUUCACUGAUAGACCCAAAUUUACAUUCUUUAAGAAAGUUCUCUAUAAUUGCAAAGAUAUCCUAUCAGCACCUUAUGGUGAGUAUUGGAGGCAGAUAAAAAGUAUAUGUGUCUUAAACCUUUUGAGCAAUAAAAGGGUUCGCUCUUUUCGUGCGGUGAGGGAAGAGGAAUCAAAAUCCAUGAUCAAUAACAUACAACAGUUCUGUUCUAUAUCAUCCUCCCCCUCCUCUUCCUCCUUAUCAGUUUUGAAUUUAAGUGAAAUGUUUCUGACACUUACUAGUGAUAUCGUCUGUCGAGUGGCUCUUGGAAGGAAGUAUAGUGAUCGAGGGCAAGGUGGAAGGAUAUUUAAAGAGCUUUCUGUAGAGCUUUCAGAGUUAAUGUCACGUCUUAAUAUCGGUGAUUAUAUCCCAUGGCUUGCUUGGUUUAGCCAUGUUAAUGGUUUGGAUGCUAAAUUGGAUGAUCUGGCUAAACGGUUUGAUGACUUUUUAGAAAUGGUUGUUCAAGAGCAUAUGGAUUGUUCAAAGAGUACUUUACAGGGACAUGGCCAUGUUCAUACCAAUGAGGACGAUCAAAGGGAUUUUGUUGACGUUUUGCUUUGGCUUCAGAAAGAAAAUGCAGAUGUGAUUGCGUAUCCUAUUGAUGCAGUAAGCAUAAAGGCUAUCAUCCUGGAUAUGUUUGCUGCUGGCACUGAUACUAUAUAUACAGCUAUAGAGUGGGUGAUGUCUGAACUUUUAAGGCACCCAAGGGUCAUGAAAAAAUUGCAAAAUGAGGUCAGGGGAAUAGCUGGAAACAAGACAGAGAUAACAGAGGAUGACUUGGUGGGCAUGCACUAUUUAAAGGCAGUGAUCAAGGAAACCCUUCGCUUACAUCCUCCCGCUCCAUUACUAGUGCCCAGGGUGUCCACACAAGAUGUGAAAAUAAACGAUUAUGACAUUAAGGCCAACACACAGGUUAUAGUGAAUGCGUGGGCAAUUGGAAGAGAUCCAAAGUCAUACAACAACCCUGAUGUGUUUGAGCCAGAAAGGUUCUUGAAUAGUGCCAUAGAUUAUAAGGGUGAUAAUUUCCAAUAUAUUCCAUUUGGGGCUGGCCGAAGGGGCUGCCCAGGAAUUCAGUUUGCCUUGGCUGUUAAAGAGAUUGCUUUGGCCAAUCUAGUGCACAGGUUUGAUUGGGCAUUGCCGGAAGGUGUAAGAGGGGAGGACUUAGACAUGUCUGAAUCCACUGGUGCGAGCGUACAUAGAAAAUAUCCUCUCAAAGCAAUCGCUAUUCCAUAUUCUUGCUGAUAUAGGGCACUGUUUGGCUGACUGGAAUCAUAAAAGGGGAAAAAUGAAUUGUACUCCUUUGACUACCUUGGAAUGGAUAGGGAUUUUGAUGGAGUUGUUGCAUGUUUUUAGGUUUCUUGUUACGUAGGUUUCCUUGUUAGAAUAAACACUGGUUUUAGUUUGUUUUGACUAUUUCCUUGUUGAUUUACCACGUAGCAUUAGUCAUGCAUGAUAUGGGCUGCUAUUUCUCAUUGUGUUAAGAUUAUGUAAAGGCUAUAUAGCCAUGUUCUUUGCUUUGAAUAAGAUAAGUCAUUCCCAUA
This is a messenger RNA of Rosa chinensis, 2427 nucleotides long. RefSeq names its product cytochrome P450 736A117. The record is from RefSeq and is a predicted model, not a curated record. The transcript has 3 exons. Lineage: Eukaryota; Viridiplantae; Streptophyta; Magnoliopsida; Rosales; Rosaceae. Gene Ontology annotation, molecular function: monooxygenase activity; iron ion binding; heme binding. The coding region runs from base 500 to 2128 and encodes 542 amino acids.